UGGUCACUCGAAUUGGUUUAUUCCAUUCGUAGUCACCUAAAUUAGUUUAACAGUCCAAGUUCGGUCACCAUCCAUUAACCUCCGUCAGACUCCGUUAGUGUCCUCAGUUAACUGUUGAUGUGGCUAACAGAGAUGUCUAGCCACCCAAUUUUAACCCAAGAAAAACAAAAAUUGACCCGCCACGUCAAAAAAACCUGCCACCUCAUAUAAACACAACCCAACCUAAAAAAAACCAUUAACCCACCCAGAAAAAUCUACCCAUCUGCCUUCCGCCUCUCUCUCUCUUCCGACAUGGCUCUGUUUCCUCCAUCUCCCUCCUUCAUCUUCUCUCAACACGACUCCAGCAAGGAAGACGACUACGGCAAGAUCCAUCUCUUCUCUCGACUUCCGUCUCCAAGCAGCACCUCUUUCGUCGACUCUGCCAGCAGCCAAUUCUGCUCGACCAAGGCAAAAAGGGAGGGGGGAGAUAUCGAUGAUGGAGGGAGCCAGGGAUCUGGCGAUCACAUGGGGAGACACUCCCGCGUACUGGCGGUGGGAGAUGGACGCGAAUUCAAGGUUCGCCGGAGGGGAAGUGGCGGCGCUCGAAAUCGUGUGGUGGUUGGAAAUAUGGCCAAGAUCCAGACCCGGAGGCUAUCGCCGGGAACCACGUACGCGGCCUACCUGGUGUUCAAAUUGAUGGGUGGACCGUGGACACAUCGGGUUCGCGGGGCAACCCGUGAAAGUCAGGGUCGGGUUUGUGGGUGA
Molecule: messenger RNA, 744 nt
Organism: Linum tenue
Lineage: Eukaryota; Viridiplantae; Streptophyta; Magnoliopsida; Malpighiales; Linaceae
Source: the annotation of a GenBank genome assembly